AAGAAGUCAACCUCAAUCAACAUGUACAAGACAGGCUCCAGGGACCACAUCUCAAAGAACAUCAGAUAAUCAGAGCCUAGCUCCGACCUUACAGUUUCAUGUGUCCAUCCCUAGAAAACCAAGAAGAUUCACUCAUGUCUUUCCAACGUGCUUUGAGAUGAUUCGUUCUGAGAUGUAGCUGAUCAAACCUUGACCGCUGGUAAAAAGUAAUGAAGGGUUAUGAAUAAAGUGAGCACACUCAGGUCAAGUGUCUUCAUCUGCUGGAAAUCAAAAUGUCAUCAAGAUGGAUUAAAAUAUUCGGAUCGAUUUAAAGCCAUUGCAUAAAAAUUUCUUAGACAAAUACACAAACAUCUUAUGUUAUUCUCCAGCGGUAAAAGGAGGUAGGUAGCCUUGCAUCCUAGCCUCGCUUUAAGCGAAAAGGCUUGCGUCUCGUCCUCUGCCUACCUCUCCUCAUCCAUAACUACCCUUCCCGGGCACCCUCAUUUCCAAAUCUGUUCGGCACAUUUUAAAGCUCUAGUCGUUGCCACUGCAAUCUACAAACGACAUAACGAAACAUCAAAACACCAAAAUUACCGCCAAAAUGAAUCCCUAUGAAGGUAGGACUUUCCACCCCCGCGCUCUGCCCCGCGUUCAAGUUCCACGAUGAGCUUCUAUUAACAUACCUUGAUUCUGUAGUCGAACACAACAUAAAACCUACGUCCCAAUCCGCUAGACCUCGUCGCCGGCCUUCUAUGUCCUCUUUCUUCAACCAACUAUCUCAGAUUGAAACAUCCACCUCUACCACCGAUCCCAGCUGGCAUCACAAUAAUCCGCAUGCUGUUCCUACUCCCGUAUGUUCUCCUUCUCAAGUCCAUCUAUAUACCUUUGUAAUUGCUUUGCAAUCAGAAAGAAAGCUAAUCAAAAUAUUACAGGUUGACGUAGCAGCUUCCUACCGCCUCCUUCAAGAUCAAUUCCUGACUCUCCGGACAAACGACCCCUCCUCUUCAACAGCAUCUCUCCUCGAUAUCCUCAUCAACUCCAUAACUUCUCAAAUUGAUGACCCACCAACUACCAUAUCAGGUUGUUCACAAGCCUACCUCGAUACCAUCGACCGUGUUCCUCGGUCCUCCCUAAAACCAGAUGAAACAUGCCCGAUCUGUGGAGAAAAAUUCCUCGAUGAUCAAUAUUGUUUAGUUGUGGUAUUACCAUGUCAUCCAGCACAUAAGUUUGAUUUAGAAUGUGUAGGACCUUGGUUAAGACUUAAUGGGACGUGUCCAUUGGAUCGAAAGAAGGUUGGGGAUGGGGAGGAUAGGGCGAAGGAGGCGGAGAUGGAGAGGGAGAGGAUGAGGAGAGGAGUGGAGGAGUUUGGGUUUAGACAGGAGGGAGAGGAGGCUGAGAGGAGGAGGGAGGAGGAAAGGAGAAAGACGGAGGUAGAGGAGGAGAGUGAUGGGGAUGAUGGGAUGUAUGCUUAAGAUUUUGUGGCUGUUCGAUUGCGAAUUGUGAAUUGUGGUGUAUGGAGUUGCGGGAUAAUUGGGUGAUAUCCAUGGCU
Messenger RNA from Sclerotinia trifoliorum, 1528 nucleotides. NCBI's taxonomy places the organism in Eukaryota, Fungi, Ascomycota, Leotiomycetes, Helotiales, Sclerotiniaceae. The record is from the annotation of a GenBank genome assembly.